Gossypium arboreum is the source of this 2361-nucleotide messenger RNA. RefSeq lists its product as uncharacterized. Lineage: Eukaryota; Viridiplantae; Streptophyta; Magnoliopsida; Malvales; Malvaceae. The coding region runs from base 837 to 2192 and encodes 451 amino acids. Gene Ontology annotation, biological process: regulation of DNA-templated transcription. The record is from RefSeq and is a predicted model, not a curated record. The transcript has 7 exons. Gene Ontology annotation, molecular function: DNA-binding transcription factor activity.
UGUGAAAACGAACCACAAAACAUACCCUUGUCUUUGUAUCACAUGUAAGAGACGGCAGUGGCUGUUUCUGCAUGUGUUUUGAUCUUUCAUAAAUUCCAAAUCAUGGCCUUACGUUGUCAUCGAAACAACCCUCACCCUUCAUUGCAAAACUACUAUUAACUUUAGUUUUGAUGUUAUUCAUCUUGGAUUCGGCCAGCUACUCAAACUCUUGUAUUAAAAAUCAUUUACGCCCUUUAACUUUUCACUGAAUUACAAUGAAUUAAUUACCAUAACAAUGGAUUCAGGAGCAUAAUCAUUAAUUUAUUUGUUUUUCAUACAUUAAAGGAUUUUUGACCUUUCCAAAAGGUAGGCAAAUGCAAUAUGUGAAAGAGAUUGACAUAUGAAAGCUAAACGACAAGCAGUCAACGACCCAACGAUACCGUGCGAUGAUCGCCCGAUUACUAAGGGCGGGGGCGGCUCUUAUAUCUUUUAUAUGCACGACAUUGAUCCUACGAAAAUUGGGGGAAAAAACGACUUGGAAAGUGAGGUAAAAAGCAAAAGCUAGAUUCUGGGAAUCAAUCAUUGUUCCUAUACUUGAAGUGGAUCAUCAAUCUGCUGAGCUUAUGUCAAAUUCUGCAUCCAUGGAUCACGGAGGGUUCUUGAUGGGAAGUUCAUUCUCAGUUUUUUUUUUUUUUUUUAGUGUUUUCAGGUUGUGAUUAGGUCAUCUACAACACAAGAAUUUGACUUUGUUCUGAUGUGAUCAUUAGCAAUCUUUUGAUCUGCAACAGGAUUUUGUUGAAUUUCCUUAUGAUGUUUCUUUGCAGGUAUUAUUACUUAAUCUCGACAGCAAUAGGCCAAUGCAAAGCCGAAUUUUUCAUACGGGGAACAUGGAUGAUACUACAUCAGAAGCUACCAGUCCCUAUUCAGCCUCAAGGAUGGACAGUUCGUCGAUGUAUAAUCAAUCUAACAGUACUUAUCAGUUUCAUUCUCAGCAGCAAAUGACACAUUCUCAAGCAACCCAAGACAGGUUUCUUCAAGGAGAAGCUUCGCAACAGCCGAGACCAGGAUGUCUUAAAGAUAAAAUGAGUGAAGAUGAGAGAAAAGCACGCAAAAGGCAGGCUGAUAAGAAGCAUCGGCGAAAGAAAAAGGCUAAAUUUGACGAAAUGACUUCCCAGAACCAACACUUGCAAGACAAAAACAGAGAGUUGAGUACUGAGAACAGACAAUUAAAAGAGGAAAAGGAAUCGUUGAUUAAUAAGAACACACAACUAGAAGAGCAGAUCAGAGGACUGCAAGGCAAGGGACAACUUCCAGUGGAAGUUAUGCAGGGACACAGUUAUAUUUCCCACCCAGCUAGCCAGAUUGAUCAAAAUGUUCAUGUCCAGGAUCACUAUGAAAUGGAGGUUACUAAUGAUGACCAUGUUUACAAUAACAACGGUUGUCCGGAUAACUGCCACAAUGCAGGAGCUGUUGAUGCGCUCGAUGGUUUUGGUUUAGAUGAGUUACUACAUUUAUUGCGUACUGACGCUGACGAUGAGAUGACUAAAAAUGGAAGAAUUGCUCUGAAUGAGCCCACUAUUGAACAUCCAGAGAGUUCUCAGAGUGGUUUGUGUCCUUCUAAAGUGGCUAAGAUCAAGUUGCAUAAGUUCCUAACAGACCUUCAUGCAGAAGUUCCGAGCAACGUAGACCCCUUGGACUUCAGAGGCUUAGAGGGGGAGCAGAAAAGAUUCGGGAGAUUCAGUUUCCCAUCGUCUCUCAUUCCAACUGUUGAGAGAAUAAAAAAUGCUCAUGGCGACAUUUCUGCAACAUGUCUAAUAAGUCCCAGUGUUUCCGGAACAAGCUAUGUUUUAUUUUGUGCCGUGAUCAGAGAUAUGGAACAUCUACGGCUUGAUCAAGUUACCGAGGACAUAAUGGUGAAGUGGAGAGAUGUCAUCAAGGAUGCUUUAGGCCUUGGUUUCAAUGUGGCAUUUGCCAUGGAGCAUUUGAAGAAAGUUGCCUGUGCUUUCUUUGGUCAAUCAGGGUGCAAAUUGCUCAAUGACAUUGAUUCAAAGAUCUCAACAUUAGAGGAUGAGGUGAAUUACUGGAAGAAGAAACGCGCUGAGAUAUACAAGGAGUCCAAGAUGAGUAUCGAUGCUGUAGAUAAUUUCAUCGGAGUACCUAUCAGCACAGGUUUAUUUCCUCAGUCGUCUUCUGAUAGAAUUAUGCAUGGCUGAAAUCGAUACUGUACAGAAAUAUUGGUGGUAUAGGAUACAUUGAUUAGAAUUAGAUUUUUUAACCUUUAAAUAGAUGUAGUUGAAAAUCAAGUCGAAACUUCUCUUAUAUCAUUCAAUUUUCAACAUUAGUUAAUUUUUUCUCCUUUGUCUGUAGUUUUUUUUCCGAAAA